AUGGCUGAGAAAAAGAAGCAUGAAGUACAACAUGAACCGUUAACACAAGGCUUGAACAAUUCUAAGCUUACAAAGGUGGGUGCAGAUGAACUUAAAAGGAAGCUCGAUGCAAUUCGUAAUAUGAAUAAUAGCAUGCCAACAACUGUAAGCCAAGAUCGGAGUUGUGCAAAUUCUACUCAGCCCAUAAUCAACCAAAGGCAGCAGCAGAUUAUUCAAGUCACACAUGGUAGAACUCAAAAAAGGCAACAUGACACUACUUUGCUGAGUUCAAACACUACCCCACAAGCUGAAGAUUUAAUGUCGGAGCAAGAUGGAUCAAGAAAAGAAAAGAGCAAGCCAAGGGUAAAGGCUACAACUAUUGAUGAAUUUUUAAAAGAAAAUGGGAUAGAUGUAGAAAUUGACGGACUAAGCUCUAAACUAAGUGAUGAUGUGGGAGAUAGCUUUCCACUUGAUGAAAAUUAUUAUUCACAUGUGAUGGAGGACAUUGAUGAUGACGAAGGAGAGCCAAAGAAGAAGAAAACUCGGGGAAAAACAACUUGCAAAGAGAUUUAUGCAAGAACUAUGGAACAGCGGGAAGAAGUUAUUUUUGAUAUUGGACAGCCAGUAGGACCAACCGAUCAAAGUGUGUCUAAUUUAACUAGUUUCGUAGGAACAAUUGGGAGAAACAAAAGAUUUCAAGGUGCGUAUAACACUGUAAAUAUCAUGCAGACCAAGUUUAUCCUCCCAGACAGUGGAGAAAAGUGGGUGAUCCAAGCAAUUCGGGAUGCUUGGAAGCGGUUCAAGGGAAAGAUUAACCAGAAGCACUUUGUUCCCUUUGAUACCAUCGAAGAUAUGGUGAAAAAUCGACCGACACAAGUUCCAGAAAGUUAA
Molecule: messenger RNA, 870 nt
Organism: Arachis ipaensis
Lineage: Eukaryota; Viridiplantae; Streptophyta; Magnoliopsida; Fabales; Fabaceae
Source: RefSeq, a predicted model, not a curated record